AAAUGAAGUUCUUAGUGAAAAGGGGGAUAGGUAGCCUAUUUCAAACUUUUAAGCGAUAGUAGUGGACUCACUAUCCAUAAACUUGGACAAUUAUGUAACCUGACAACUGACGUUGUUUUCCAAGGACGCGGUUGUGUUUGAAUGAUUUUCAAAGGAAAGGAAAGGAUACAUUUCGCAUCCAUUCGAACCGCUGCAAGGCAAGCUACAACUUCCAACAAAGUUUACUUUGACAUUUCUGGAGAUUCUGCAUGCUGGCGCUUCUGUGAGGUUUCUCUCUACUGACAGACUGUGAGGUGAAAGAAGAGUUGUCCUUGUGAGGAACCAGGAGGAAGGGAAGGCCGGCCAGUGACCACAUCCUGUCCUCUUCUGGAGAAGCUGUAGGCCAGUACUACAACAGUACGACGACAAUACUCUGAUGGCAGAUAGACCCAUUCUACCCCUGUUGCUUCUGGCAUUCUGCUGCUCAGCAUUUGCAGGCCCGUUGUCACGCAGCCCGUGUGAGCUGCUGCCAGUCGGCGUAGGCCACCCGGUGCAGGCCCUGCUAAAGAGUUUCACGGCCAUGUCAGGCUGUGCCUCCCGCGGCACAACAGGACUGCCUCAAGAGGUCCACAUCAUCAACCUGAGGGGCCACGGUCCUAAGGGGCCAGACCACAAGACUACAGAGGUGGAGCUGCACCUGAAGCCCAUCCAGUCCCUGCUGGUGCACCAGAAGCCCCUGGUGUUUGUGCUAAACUCCCCCCAGCCUGUGGUCUGGGACAUCAGGACAGAGAAACUAGCCCUGGGCAUCAAACACAUCUUCCAUGUAUCUGAGGGAUCUGAUGUCUACUUCCUUCCAGGGAACUUCUCCCUCCACUGUCAGGUUCAGAAGGAGGUGCUUCCCCAUGGCAACGAGCACCUCCUCAGCUGGGCCACCAAGAAGUACAGAGCCGUCACCUCCUUCUCCGAACUCAAGAUCGCCCUGGACAUCUACAUUAAAGUGGGAGAAGACCCAGUGUUCUCAGAUACCUGUAAGAUUGACAACAAGUUCCUGUCUCUGAACUACCUAGCUGGCUACGUGGAGCCCCAGCCUUCUAAAGGCUGUGUCCUGUCUGGACCAGACCAGGACCAAGAGGUCCACAUCAUUGAGCUGAAAGCACCCAACUCCAGCAGUGCGUUCCAGGUGGAUGUGAUUGUGGACCUGAGACCACUGGAGGCAGAUGUUCCAUUGAAACGUAACGUCGUGCUGCUGCUGAAGUGUGAGAAGUCUGUCAACUGGGUCAUCAAGGCUCACAGCGUCAUCGGCAAACUGGACGUGGUGACGUCAGAUACCAUCAGUCUGAGCCCCAACACAGAAAGGCUGAUGGAGGUGUCUAAGACCCCCAAGCACCACCUCCCAUCUGGCUCUCAGGCCCUGAUCAAGUGGGCAGAGGAGCAUAGCUAUGGACCGGUCACCUCCUACACCCACACCCCUGUGGCUAACACCUUCAACCUGAGGCUCAGGGAGCCAGAUGUAUUAGAUCCCCUGGAGUCCAUGUUCCUUCCAGACCUGUCUAUCCCGUGGGACACCAACCCCCUCCUGUCUGGUGGUCCGGGGGGUGCUGCCUCGCGCUCCGGUGGCCUGCCCUUCCCCUUCCCCCCACCCAAGGAGCAUGGCCUGCCCUACCUGUCCCUGGAGGACCGUUCCUGGCUGGGAGGGGAGCAGGGUGGGGAGCCUGAGGAGCAGCAGGGGACCCUCAGUGUGGGGCUCAGUGUUCAGUGUGAGGAGAACAGGAUGGUGGUCAGCAUCGACAGAGAGAGUCUGGAGGCCAGUGGUUAUGGUAAUGCCAACCUGACUCUUCAAGACCCAGAAUGCAAAGCAACGGUUAACUCCACCCACUACACCCUAGAGACACCAUUGGAGGGCUGUCAGACAACCAAGUACCCCAUGCACCCCAGCUCUAUGGUCCUCUACAUCAACUCAAUCUUGAUAAGUCCUGCUGAGCCUAAGGAUGGGAGUGGUGGUCCCCCAGAUGACGAGGAUCUAGAGUCCGGAGACGUGACCUUCCCUGGGGAGGCAGAUGAGCUGGAGAGGCUGGAGAGGGCUGCUUUCCUGGGGCACACCACGGAUCCUGAUCACAGAUCCUCCAUUCUGUUCAACUGCACCUACAGAAAGAACCAGAACACCCUCGGAGGAUCAGGAUCAUCAGGAUCGUUUUCCCACUUCGCCCCAGCAGCUAAGGAACCAGUCAGAACCGACGUGAUGUUCAACAUGGAGCUGUACAACACCCAACUCUUCCGCUAUCCUUCAACCCAGGCCUUCCACACCGUUUCCAAAAAUAAGCAGGUCUUCGUAGAGAUUGGGGCCUUCAAAGUCGACCCAGAGCUAGGGUUCAUGAUCCAGACCUGUUUCAUCUCUGCCAACUCCAACCCGAACAUCCCGUCUUACUACACCCUGAUCGAGAACAUCUGCCCUACGGACAACACGGUCAAGUACUACCCUCAGAGAGACCUCCCUAUUCCCCACUCCCAGACCGACAGGAAGAGGUUCAGCUUCACCUUCAACUCAUCCUUCAACGAAUCGUUGCUGUUUCUGCACUGUGAAAUGUCUCUCUGCUCCAAGAGACACCACAACAACCAGGGACGGGCUAUGUGUAUCCAACCGGACGAGGCGUGUACGUCUGUCAACGGAGAGAUCAUCCUAGCCAUGAUGAUGAACGCCAAGACUUCUACCAAGACCCUGGUGGUGGUGGUGGAAGGACAUGACACAGUGGAGAAGGAGGGACCAGUGCCUCCCACCCGCACGGGCCCUCCUGACCCACCAGGGGAAACUGUUUUGUAUGUGUUGGACACGCCGACCGUGGUUGGGAUCGCCUUCGCCGCAUUUGUGAUCGGGGCCCUGUUGACCGGAGCCCUGUGGUUCAUCUACUCUCAUACAGGUGAUACAGCUGGCCGACAGCAGGCCCAGAAGCCCCAGCCCCCAGCCUCAGAGAACAGCAGUGCGGCCCACAGUAUUGGCAGCACACAAAGCACGCCCUGUUCCAGCAGCAGCACAGCGUAACCUUGGGGCCAGUCCGGGGCCAGCGGAGAAGGAGAGCCCCCCACCCCUCUGCAGGGCCACAGGAAGGGCCACACGGGUCACAGGGAACUGGGUUUGCUAACAUUUGUUUCCCCGCUCGAUGAAAGGAAUUAUUUUGGGAUGCUUUGUGAAAACAAAGAAGAAGAAUUUAUUAAAAAAGAAGACAAACAAAAGGAUUUUGUAAGAAAGCCUGAUGUUGCUGGUUAAAUUCGAUGUGUACCAUUUUAUUUCAACACAAGUCGUUAAGGUUUUGUGACAGAGCUACUGUACUGGAAGGCCUGGUCUGAAGGGGAAAUAGUACUAAUACCACAGAAAGGCAACAAGGCCUCACAUCUCUAGAGCGAUAGAACUCUAGCUACGGACAAGAAACAACUGUUAGUGAAAUACCAGACUUUUUUUCUUAUCCAAAUGCUGCUUUUUCUGCAACCACAACAGAGAAUUUUGUUUUGACCUUAAACGUCUAGUUGAAGCUGUAAACAAGCUAGUGUACACCAAUAGCACUGGAGACCGUAAAGCUGCCUGUCUGCACACACCAUCUGUGGGUGUUAGCAAGACUAGUGAGAGGAACAACAUGGCUGUCAACCAGAGUGUUAACCCCUAUCAAUAUAUCAAUAUGCUAUAUAAAUAAUAGAUGCUACCUCCUAUCCACAUGUUAUAGGAGAUAGUCAAAUCAACGAGUUGAAUCAGAGAGCAAUAGUGUGAGAAGGAGCCUGUCGGCAGUCUCUUUUCCCCUCAAAGCAUCCUGCCAUGUGCUAUUAAUCACUUGGAAUCUGAAAGGACUUAAUAACCAAGCAAGUUAUAUACAUAUAUAGAUAGAUACCAAGAAAUGUGAAAGACAAAAGUAAUGUGAAAGAUAUCUUGAUGAACCAUGUUUGCAAGCCAGCUAGUCAUGACAAUCGGUCAGGACUUUGGCAACGCAUCCGUCUAAACAUACUGUUGUGACAACAUCGAUGACAAAGUAUCAGCGGUGUGCAUUUGGUCAUAUUGAGUGAUGAUUGCUUUGCAGUCCUUCGUCUCAAGUUUGAUUGGUGUUACACAGCUUGGCUUUCGGCAGUAUGGGUUUCUCAUAUACUAUAUAGAAACAGCCAUUGUAAAGCUAUAUAUAUAUUUUUGCAACUAUUGUAAAUAAUAUAAAAUGUUAUAAGGAGAAAGUCAAAAUAUAAUGUGCAAGAUUGUGUGCAUUCGAAGCCUUAUGUUGUUAAAUAAGACAUGGUAAAGUGGCUAUGUUUGGCCAGUAUUCCCAUAUAUACUGUAAUGUUUUAUGUUUUUAUCCACUGUGAGGUAACUAAAAUGCUACAUGCUGCAGUAUUGGAUCAUAAAUAUAUAUACAGUAUUGUAAUUGGGCAUUACAUUUGGAGCACAGUAAUUGGGCAUUACAUUUAAACCACAAAAACAACGUGCCAUUCGAUCUGGGUCCGACACCACUAGGCCUUCAGCUGUUUUCAUUCUGAUUGUACAUAAUAAUGUUGUACACAAUUUCAUACCAACAUUUACAUUUUUCACAGCAAAUAAUUAAGAACCUGAUAUAGUUGAGUUUGUGGAAUGAAAAUAUAAGCCAAAAUAGUAAUUGUCUGGUUUUGUUCAGUAAAUCAUACUCAGAUUCUCAGCUUUCAAGUAUAUUUUCUGUAUCUGGUAAAUACAUUGUCAAUCUUACUCACCAGGGCAUGAAAUAGUUCAACGUUGCAAUAUACUGGCGCCAUCUUGUAAUCUUAAUGGUGUAUUUGUUCCGACAAACAUUCCACAUCCUGAUUAUUUACGCCCUGGUGUCAUGUUCAACAUGUAUUGUUUCUCUCUGUGUUUAUAGACAUAUUUUAUUUUACCUUUAUUUAACUAGGCAAGUCAGUUAAGAACAAAUUCUUGUUUUCAAUGACGGCCUACGAUCAGUGGGUUAACUGCCUUGUUCAGGUGCAGAACGACAGAUUUUACCUUGUCAGCUCGGGGGUUCGAUUUUGCAAUUUUUCGGUCACUAGUCCAACGCUCUAACCACUAGGUUACCUGCCGCCCCAGUAUGGGCACUUAGAUGUACAUGAUUGUGUACAUAAUUGUACUACUAUGGCUGACCCUGUAAAACAACACAUUUCACUGCACAUAUUCGGUGUAUGUGACAAUACAACAUGUUUGUUUUUUUAUGUCAUGUGCCAUGCUAAUGCAAAGCCAAAAGAAUCCCACCGUCAUAGAAUCCAUGAAUGUUCUCUGGUGUUCCUUUACUUUUAGUAAUUGGGGGGGGGGGUUGAAUAGAAAUAUCUUUUUUUAGGAGAAAAGGGAUGGUUUGUACUAAUUUUACUUUGUGGUUGGGCGUGUAAAAGAGAACCCAAUACGUUAAGUAAACAUAAUUUGCGUUAGAUCCUACUUUUAUGUGUUAAGUGUUUUAUCGCAAAUCUUUGAGCCUGUGUUGUAUGUAAACAUGUGUAGUUGUCUCCACAGAAGAAAGCAGAGUAUAAAUAUAUUUGUGGAUAAAAUUAUAUAUAUUUGAAAGUAUCUACCUAGAGACAAUCUAUUGUUGACUCUUUCAGUACUGUGAAUUGUUUUGUGUCGUGCUCUUUCUAUUUUUCAUAAAUGUACAUACAAGUGCAUUUGAAAAGUAUUCAGACCCCUUCCCUUUUUUCACAAUAUGUUACUUUACAACCUUAUUCUAAAAUGUAUUAAAUCUACACACAAUCUACACACAAUACCCCAUUAUGACAAAGCGGAAAUAUGUUUUUUGAAAAUGUAUAAAAAAAUAUGUAUUCAGGCCCUUUGCUAUGAGACUCGAAAAUGAAGCUCAGGGGCACCCUGUUUCCAUUGAUCAUCCUUGAGAUGUUUCUACAACUUUAUUGGAGUCCACCUGUGGUAAAUUCAAUUGAUUGGACAUGAUCUGGAAAGGCACACACCUGUCUAUAUAAGGUCCCACAGUUGACAGUGCAUGACAGAGCAAAAAACAAGUCAUGAGAUCGAAGAAAUUGUGCGUAGAGCUCCGAGACAGGAUUGUGUUGAGGCACAGAUCUGGGGAAGGGUACCAAAACAUUUCUGCAGCAUUGAAGGUCCAUCAUUCUUAAAUGGAAUAAGUUUAGAACCACCAGGACUCUUCUUAGAUCUGGCCGACAGGCCAAACUGAGCAAUCGGGGGAGAAGGGCCUUGGUCAGGGAGGUGACCAAGAACCCGAUGCUCACUCUGACAGAGCUCUAGAGUUCCUCUGUGAAGAUGGGGGAUCCUUCCAGAAGGACAACCAUCUCUGCAACACUCCACCAAUCAGGCAUCUAUGGUAUAGUGGCCAGACGGAAGCCAGUCCUCAGUGAAAGGCACAUGACAGCCUGCUUGGAAUUUGCCAAAAGGCCAAAAGAAACAAGAUUCUUUGGACUGAUGAAACCAAGAUUGAACUCUUUGGCCUGAAUGUCAAGCAUCAUGUCUGGAGGAAACCUGGCACCAUCCCUACGGUGAUGCAUGGUGGUGGCAGCAUCAUGCUGUGGGGAUGUUUUUCAGAGGCAGGGACUAUGAAACUAGUCAGGAUCGAGGGAAAGAUGAACGGAGCAAAGUACAGAGUGAUCCUUGUUUAAAGUCUGCUCCAGAGCGCUCAGGACCUCAGACAGGCGAACAUUCCCCUUUCAACAGGACAACGACCCUAAGCACACAGCCAAGACAACAACGCAGGACUGGCUCCGGGACAAGUCUCUGAAUGUCCUUGAGUGGCCCGGACUUGAACCCAUUCAAACAUCUUUGCAUAGACCUGAAAAUAGCUGUGCAGCGAUGCUCCCCAUCCAACCUGACAGCUUGAGAGGAUCUGCAGAGAAGAAUGGGAGAAACUCCCAAAUGCAGGUGUGACAAAUCUUGUAACGUCAUAUCCAAGACUCAAUGCUGUAAUUGCUGCCAAAGGGGCUUCAACUAAAUACUGAGUAAACAGUCUGAAUACUUAUGUAAAUGUGAUAUUUUUAAAAACCUGUUUUUGCAUUGUCAUUAUGGGGUAUUUUGUGUAGAUUGAUCAGGAAUCUUUUUUUUAAAUCCAUUUUAGAAUAAGGCUGUAGCGUAACAAAAUGUAGAAAAAGCCAAGGCGUCUGAAUACUCUCCGAAGGCACUGUAUAUUACUUUAUAUAUUUCUUUUUCUAAAAGAUAUAUAUAAAUAUUGGCAAUUUUCUUCAUGUGAUGUUUUGAUUUUUUAGAACGUUUCCAAACCCAUUAGUUCUCACUCCGUGUUGAAUUUGGUUCCAUUGACUACCUUUAAAAGGAUACCGUUGUUAAUGAAUUUAUUCUUUGUAAACAUAGAGACGAUUAGAUAUUGUAUAGCAUUACAAAAGUAAUAUAUUUGAAACCCACAUCUUACAUAUGAACACGAAUGUGACAUUAUUGAUAAUAUAUAAGUAAGCAAGACUAAAGUGCUAUAUAAACACAAUGGAAAAGUAGCAUAACAUUUUAUUUCCAUAAAUCAAAAGAUCUGAUUUUCUGUAUAGUCUGUUCCUAUCACAUAGUCAUCUGUCGUAGUACAGGUUUAGCUGUGCCAGAAGAGUUUUUCCUUUAUUAUUUUUUUUUAUAGCUAUAGUGUAUGUGAGUUCUCUCUGAAAUGUUGCUUUUUCUAGUGGAAUGGCAGUCUUCAACAUUCAUCAUUUUGCAUUGAUAACAUUCCUGUAGUUCACUGGCUUUUCUUACUGACUGCUCGACGUUUACCCAUGAACCUGCCUCUUCCUUUUAUCUCCUCCCUGUCUAACGGGGUACAGGAGGUUGAGGACCUUCAUAUUCCCAUUAUUGUCCAAAUACCUAUGAAGAGGAAUAACCUCUCUGUAGGACGUUCCAUCUGAAAUUACACUUUAUGAAUUUGGAUUCGAUUAGACAUUCUAUUUGUAAGUUAAUAUUGCAAAUCACUGUUAGUAAAUCUUACAGUGAUAGAGUAUUGUGGAAAGUAGCACAGGGGAGGUUUGCUGGUUACAGCCAACCUGUAAGAGGGGCCCCACUUUCAUACAGUACAUAAUAACAAAUUGUAUUGCUUUAGUUGUUUGAACCUUUUUAUCAACGUUUAUCUACCUCAUUUUGUGAGUUUGUGUGUGUGUGCUGAAUGUGUAUGAAUAUGUAUGUACUUGUGUGAGAGAAAAAGAGAGAGAGUUGUGUUCUACUAUUUAAUAUGUUGUAAUGGUUGAAAGGGCUCUAUGUUUUUCUGUACAGUGCCUUCAGAAAGUUUUCAUACCCCUUGACUUAUUCCACAUUUUGUUGUUACAGCCUGAAUUCAAAAUGGAUUAAAUAGAUUUUUAUUCUACACACAAUACCCCCAUAAUGACAAAGUGAAAACGUGUUUUUAGAAAUGUUAUCAAAUUUAUUGAAGAUUAAAUACAGAAAUAUUACCUUUGGCAGCAAUUACAGCUGUGAGCCUUUAUGGGUAAGUCUAUAAGAGCUUUCCACGCCUGGAUGGUGCAAAAUGUGCCCAUUAUUCUUUUCAACAUUCUUCAAGCUCUGUCAAAUUGGUUGUUGAUCAUUGCUAGACAAUUUUCAGGUCUUGCCAUACUUUUUCAAGUAGAUUUAAGUCAAAACUGUAAGUCGGCCACUCAGGAACAUUCACUGUCUUCUUGGUAAGCAACUCCAGUGUAGAUUUGGCCUUGUGUUUUAGGUUAUUGUCCUGCUGAAGGGUGAAUUCACCACCCAGUGUCUGGUGAAAAACAGACUGAACCAGGUUUUCUUCAAGGAUUUUGCCUCUUAGCUAUCCUGAAAAACUCCCCAGUCCAUAAUGAUUACAAGCAUACCCGUAACAUGAUGCAGCCACCAAUAUGGUUGAACAUAUGGAGAGUGGGACUCAGUAAUGUGUUCUAUCGGAUAUUGCCCCAACAUAACACUUUGUAUUCAGGACCAAGUAUUACUUUAGUGCCUUGUUGCAAACAUGAUGCAUAUUUUGGAAUAUUUUUAUUGUGUUCAGGCUUCCUUAUUUUCACUCUGUCUAUUAUGUUAGUAUUGUGGAGUAACUACAAUGUUGUUGAUCCAUCAUUCUUUUUCUCCUAUCACAGCCAUUAUACUCUUAACUGUUUUACAUCCACCAUUGGCCUCAAUGGUGAAAUCCCUGAGCGGUUUAUAUAUCAGAGUGUAACUAAUAUCCCCACCAUGUUCAACGGGAUAUUCAAUAUCUCUUUUUUUUCUCCCAAUGGGUGCCCUUCUUUGUGAGCCAUUGGCAAACUUCCCUGGUCUUUGUGGUUGAAUCUGUUUGAAAUUCACUUACAGAUAGUUGUAUGUGUGGGGUACAGACAUGGGGUAGUCAUUAAAAUAUAAUUUGAAACAUUAUUGCACACAGUGUGAGUCCAUGCAACUUAUUAUGUGUAAUCACAUUUAAACUCCUUAACUUAUUUAGGCUUGCGAUAACAAAAGGGUUGACUACUAAUUGACUCGAGACAUUUCGGCUUUUCAUUUUUAAUGAAUUUUUAAAAGAUUCUAAAAACAUAAUUCACUUUGACAUUAUGGGGUAUUGUGUGGAGGCCAAUGACAAAAAAAAUAUCUAUUUAAGAAAUUUCAAAUUCAGGCUGUAACACGACGAAAUGUGGGAAAAGUAAAUGGUGUGCAUACUUUCUGAAGGACCUGUAUAUAUAUGUUCAAGUCUAAAAUCUUUAAAACUUUUCCACAAUUUGAUAGUCAAUGUACUGUAGAUGCCCUCUCCCUACCAUUGGUCAGUUGGCUGUAGGGCGGCAGGUAGCCUAGCAGUUAGAGCAUUGGGAUAAUAACCGAAAGGUUGCUGGUUUGAAAACAUGAGUAUGUUGAUGUGCCCUUGAGCAAGGCACUUAUCGCUAACAUUUGCUCCACUCCAGUGGUGCCAUACUACUAUGGUUGACCCUUUAAAACUACACCUUUCUGGUGUAUGUGACAAUAAAACAUUUUUUUUUGUAGUUUCAUAACACAACCAAAGAAGUCCCUUCUCAAAUGCUAGUCGAAAUACCCUUCUUCUCAAAGCUAUUUCUUAAUACGAUUUUUGUUUUUGUUUUGCAAAGCUUUUUGUAAAUAAAACAUGCUGUAAAUAUGCAUGAUAUUUUGUAUCCACAUUUGUAUACAUAAUAAAUUCAUAUAAUCCUUCAUAA
Oncorhynchus keta (chum salmon) is the source of this 10047-nucleotide messenger RNA. RefSeq names its product transforming growth factor beta receptor type 3. The record is from RefSeq and is a predicted model, not a curated record. The transcript is spliced from 17 exons. Lineage: Eukaryota; Metazoa; Chordata; Actinopteri; Salmoniformes; Salmonidae. The coding region runs from base 416 to 3016 and encodes 866 amino acids.